Messenger RNA from Juglans microcarpa x Juglans regia, 1126 nucleotides. Its product is annotated as isoeugenol synthase 1-like. Lineage: Eukaryota; Viridiplantae; Streptophyta; Magnoliopsida; Fagales; Juglandaceae. The transcript is spliced from 5 exons. Bases 38 to 1006 code for a protein of 322 amino acids. The record is from RefSeq and is a predicted model, not a curated record. Gene Ontology annotation, molecular function: oxidoreductase activity.
GGCCACUUGGAAGUGAAAGAUCAGGAGUUUUGGGUAUAUGGCUUGUGAAAAGAGCAAGAUUCUGAUAUUCGGAGCCACAGGUUACCUCGGCAAUUUCAUGGUGAAGGCCAGCGUUUCUCUAGGCCAUCCAACCUUUGCCUACGUCCGCCCAUUGCUCAAACCGAAUAUCAACUCCAACGCCAACCCUCCCAAGCUAGUUCUCCUCAAAGAAUACGAGGCUUUGGGAGUCACCAUUAUCCACGGCGAAUUGGAUGAGUACGGGAAGCUUCUAGCAGCGAUUCGUCGUGUGGAUGUUGUCAUUUCUACGUUGUCUGUUCCUCAACACCUUGAUCAACUGAAGAUAAUCCAAGCCAUGAAGGAUGCUGGAAAUAUAAAGAGAUUUAUUCCGUCAGAAUUUGGAAACGAAGUUGACAGAGUGAGUGGAUUACCGGCUUUUGAGGCUGUGCUUGAGAACAAAAGGAAGAUCAGGAGGGCUACCGAAGAGGCCGGAAUUACCUUCACUUACGUCUCUGCGAACUCUUUUGCAGCGUAUUUCGUUCACCACUUGCUGCAUCCUCACGAAAAAAGUGAGGAAGUAGUUGUUUUUGGAAGUGGGGAAGCCAAGGCUGUGUUAAAUUAUGAGGAGGAUAUUGCAGCCUAUACCAUAAAAGCAGCCACUGAUCCAAGGGCAGCUAAUCGGGUCAUCGUGCUUAGACCUCCGGGAAACAUUGUAUCUGAGAUGGACUUGAUUUCUUUAUGGGAGAAAAAGACGGGACGAACUCUGAAACCGAUUUAUGUCCCCGAAGAGGAUAUAGUAAAGCUCUCUGAGACCGCACCAUUCCCAGAUAACAUACGUAUGGCUAUCUUUCACAACAUCUUCGUCAAAGGGGACCAGACGAGCUUUGAACUCACUGACGACGACCUAGAGGCCUCCAAAUUAUUCUACGAUCACAACCAUACUUCCAUCGAUGCCCUCCUUGACAUUUUCUUGGUUAAUCCUCCCCAACCCAAACUGGCAUCGUUUUAAUUAAUGUUUAGUUCAAGAAUAGUCCAGGGGCGCCACUAGUCAUCAUGUUAUCGUCGUAUGUAUUAUAUAUGUGGGCAAGACAAUUCUCAAUUUGAAUAAAAUUACCUGGAUUACCACGGA